CCAGCUUUUCAGCCUUGUUGAGAAAUAUGGCGACAUCUAUGCUGAAGGUUGCAGUGACGCGUCUCUCCAGAUGUGCAGCUCAGCACUCUUUAUCAGUGAGGAGCUUCUCUUCCUCACGACCUGUUAGUCAGAACGUUCCUCCAUCAUUAUGGAAGUUAGGUAAACUGAACCACGUCGCCAUCGCUGUACCAGAUUUAAAGAAAGCAACAGCUUUUUAUCGUGAUGUGCUGGGUGCUCAGGUGAGCGAUACUGUUCCCUUACCUGAGCAUGGCGUGUACACUGUGUUUGUGGAGCUGGGUAACACCAAGCUGGAGCUGCUGCACCCUCUCGGAGAGAAAAGCCCCAUCGCUGGGUUCCUGGAAAAGAAUAAAGCUGGAGGAAUGCACCACAUCUGCAUCGAGGUUGAUGAUAUAAAUUUAGCAAUAGCUGAUUUAAAGGAGAAGAAGAUCAGACUGCUUUCACCAGAGCCGAGGAUUGGCGCUCAUGGAAAACCCGUCAUGUUCCUUCAUCCUAAAGAUUGUGAUGGAGUUCUGGUGGAAUUAGAGCAAGUUUAAAUAACAGCACAGCUGCCUCCUAAUAGUAAUGGAUUACUAGUUCACUAGUCUUUUCAUAUAUGAUUUAAUAUUAAAUGUAUUACUGUUCUCUUUUGCUCUACACCUACUUUUAUGACUUAAUAAAAUCAAGUUCUUGUGUAAUAUUGUACAUAAAAAUAAAUUUAUUUAAUCCAUUUAUUCUGGUUAGGAUUGCCAGGAGUCUGACAGCAUUCAGAGAAUCUAGGCACAAAGCAGGAACACACCCAGAACAGGGCAAUAGUCCGUCUCAGGGCAACCGACACACAUUUUCUUACUCUGACAGGCUAAUCUAAGUCAGACACUGCUGCUGUUCUGCUAUUUACAUGCAGAAAAUGUCUUGUUAUACACAUAGGUCAGAGAAGAAUGGCUAGGCUGGUUUGCACCUCAGUAAAUAGAAUCUCAGGUUGAACAACAUCUUGUACCUUGAGGCAAAUGGACCCGACAGCAGGAGACCAGCAAUGAAGGUACAGAUAUUUUUUUUAAAUGCCUGGCCUGCAAUUAACUUUCCAACCCUCUCAAAGGUGGUUAGUGGGGUUAAGGUCAGGGCUUUUGGCUGGCCACUAAAAUUUGUGUAACAUGUGUUGCACCAUGUCAUUAUAAAUUCCUGCAUAUAGGCACUGUUACUUUGGAAUGGACACUGCCCAGUCUGGCCGUAUAUUGUAGCUAAGUAAUACACUAAAUGCAUUAGAGGCAGAAGAAUUUUGAAUGAUCUAUUAAUCCAUCUGGUUCUCAGACUAACCUAUUGCCUCUACUCAGUGAGUUUGUUAAUAGGAAAUGAUUUGGACCAGCUCCAUCCUUUCAGUGUCUCUUUCUGCGCACUUCCAUUUGCACCACAGCUGGUGGAGGGUGAUUGUAGACUGAUGUCUGGGAAUUGUCUCUCUGUGGUUUCUAAUUCUCUAUGUUAUAUUGUUUUUGUGUUAUUAAAAUAAAAGUUAUUCUG
This is a messenger RNA of Trichomycterus rosablanca, 1512 nucleotides long. RefSeq names its product methylmalonyl CoA epimerase (gene mcee). Gene Ontology annotation, molecular function: methylmalonyl-CoA epimerase activity. Bases 27 to 554 code for a protein of 175 amino acids. The record is from RefSeq and is a predicted model, not a curated record. Gene Ontology annotation, cellular component: mitochondrion. Lineage: Eukaryota; Metazoa; Chordata; Actinopteri; Siluriformes; Trichomycteridae. The transcript is spliced from 4 exons. Gene Ontology annotation, biological process: L-methylmalonyl-CoA metabolic process.